Camelus dromedarius (Arabian camel) is the source of this 2058-nucleotide messenger RNA. RefSeq names its product neurensin 1 (gene NRSN1). The record is from RefSeq and is a predicted model, not a curated record. Gene Ontology annotation, biological process: nervous system development. Bases 199 to 786 code for a protein of 195 amino acids. The transcript has 4 exons. Gene Ontology annotation, cellular component: transport vesicle; neuron projection; neuronal cell body. NCBI's taxonomy places the organism in Eukaryota, Metazoa, Chordata, Mammalia, Artiodactyla, Camelidae.
CUGCGAGGCGGGAGCGGCGGCGGCGGCGGCGGCGGCGACGGCGGAGAUGGGACCCCAGCGAGAGAUCUGCAGCUAACUGGCUGCAUUUGCUCCACGGGUCAGGGGAUCGCAGGGGGCAGGUUUGAAGAAUGUGCUAUUAAAAGGAAAGGUCAAAGAGUAAACAAGAACAGGAAGAGGAGGACUUCAAAGCUAGGAAGGAUGAGUUCUUGCAGCAAAGUCUGUGGGUCCAAGCAGGCACAGGCUGCUACCGAGGGUGGGUACCAGCGCUACGGAGUCCGGUCCUACCUGCACCAGUUUUAUGAGGACUGUACCACCUCGAUCUGGGAGUAUGAGGAUGAUUUCCAGAUCCAGAGAUCACCUAACAGGUGGAGCUCAGUAUUCUGGAAGGUCGGACUCAUCUCCGGCACAGUCUUCGUGGUUCUCGGAUUGGCUGUUCUGGCCGUGGGCUUUCUGGUGCCCCCCAAAAUCGAAGCCUUUGGCGAAGCCAAUUUCGUGGUGGUCGACACGCAUGCCAUCCAGUUUAACGGCGCCCUUGACAUGUGCAAGCUAGCGGGAGCUGUCCUCUUCUGCAUUGGGGGCACAUCCAUGGCAGGGUGCCUGCUGAUGUCAGUGUUUGCCAAGAGCUACUCCAAAGAAGAGAAAUUCCUUCAGCAGAAGUUUAAAGAGCGAAUUGCAGACCUCAAGGUCCACCCCCAGCCCAUCACAAGAGCUCCGGGCCCAGGGGAAACCAAGAUCCCGGUCACUUUGUCCCGCGUUCAAAACGUCCAGCCUGUAUCGGCAACCUGAAAUGUUUUCCACCCCAAUCCUCCCCAUCUCUCAUGUACUCCCAAUAAUGUUACAAGGGAGCAGGCCAGUUUUGGAGAUGACAAGGAUUUGGCAUGGACGUGCCCCAGGGCUGUGCUGGGCUGUGGGCAGCAGUAUGUGAGUUCAUACUCAUUUCCUUCAGUGGCCCCGGGGACGAUGGAUGCCACGUGCCAGCCUGUGCACAUGCACCCACCUGCUUAAAGGGGUGCUUCUGUGUGCACACCAGGAGCCCUCUGGAACUCCCCUCCCAUCUGUUGUGACUUUGUAUCGUUUUUCCGUGUUCUUAGAAAGCACCAAACAGUUUAGACCAGCCGACCACCGGCUAACAUGGUCCAUUUUACUUUCUAAUAUUGGUUUUUCUAAUCUUUCCUGUGUGGUGCUGCCUUCGAGUCCUUAUCUCAUUCACUACAUGUAAGAUAGUGUCAUGUAUGUUCACAGCAAAAUCAAGUUCUCUAAUUUUGACCCAGGCUUUGGUCUUUUAACUAUGACUUGAGGUUCUUGAGAUCAGACACAAAUGUAUCAAGAGUUCUCCACAAAUCUUUUUUGGUUUUAUUUUCUCCAGUUUUUCUUUUUUUUUUUUUUUUUUUUUUACUUAAAAAGCGAAAAUUGCCAACUUUAGAGUCUUGGGAAAGAAAUCAAUAUUAGGAGAAUCUAUUUAUGCAGUGUCCAAAAGCCCUGGAUGAGAAGUCAAGAAAUUUGAGUUCCUGCUACUAACUAGCUGUGUGACCUUGGGGAAAGCACUUCACCUCUCAGGCCUCAGUUCCGCCAUCUGUAGAACGGGGUCCUGGUCUGUGAUUCUGAGACUCUUUUUUUGCCGAGUGUUACCAUGUCUCCACAACCAAGGGCAUGUACAGUGUUCCUGUGGCUCUCAUCACGGUGGGAAUCUUCCAGACCUGGGUCCCGGCAUGUCACCAAGUCAGCAGCCUCCAUGCCACCUACUUCUCAGUAUCCAACCCCAGCAGUUUAGACAAGCUGUCAUAUUUUUAUAAAGACAAAAGUAAGCCAUCCUCAAAUAAGAAACCCCAGGGUAGAUAGUAACCUUAAAAAGGGUUUUCUCUCUCAAAGAAGACAUUUUAUUCUCCAGUAAAAUGUUCAUCUCAUCCCUUGGCACUUUUAUGUAAUCUGUGGAUUUAAAGCAGACUGAGGAAAAUGGUACACGUGACCUUGGUAUCCUCUCAAAAUUUGUGCCACCUUCAAGUCCUAUCAUUUUUUUCCCCCUUCCUUCACUGGAUAAAUAAAAUAUGUGAACGAGCA